AUGCUGAUAGAGAAAGUAUUGGAGACAGAUGUUGGAAUCAUAAAAGUGGUUGUGAUAGCUCACUCCAAAUCUUGUGUCUUAUCUAUAAGCAGUGACCCCCUUGCGCUUGGAUCCCUCUCUAUUUUGGUUCCGUGUUUGGAUGUACCCGGAACAGCGGUGGGCGUAACCUUGCUGGACGAUGGUCCAUGUACAUGCGAGAGACUAAUAGAAAUGCUUUCUGCCAAGUACAAUAUCCAGAUUAUUCUCAAUUCUAAGAUAGAGGAACUUGUUUGGGCAGAGAGGUCCACAAACAAACUCAUAACGCAGACGCUAGUGAGUCUCUUUGAAGAGAUUUAUAAGCCAGAAAGUAAACAAUAG
This is a messenger RNA of Giardia duodenalis, 357 nucleotides long. RefSeq lists its product as uncharacterized. Lineage: Eukaryota; Fornicata; Diplomonadida; Hexamitidae. The record is from RefSeq and is a predicted model, not a curated record. The transcript has a single exon. The coding region runs from base 1 to 357 and encodes 118 amino acids.